This is a messenger RNA of Bradysia coprophila, 2898 nucleotides long. RefSeq names its product pyruvate dehydrogenase phosphatase regulatory subunit, mitochondrial. Gene Ontology annotation, molecular function: protein binding. NCBI's taxonomy places the organism in Eukaryota, Metazoa, Arthropoda, Insecta, Diptera, Sciaridae. Gene Ontology annotation, cellular component: mitochondrion. The record is from RefSeq and is a predicted model, not a curated record.
AGCUUAGUGUUUACUUUUCCCCUAUCUGGGCAUCUGACAAUCAUUACUAAUCAUCACACUCAUUCUCAUUAUCCCAAAUCUACGAAUUUCUGCCAUUAAGUCAGGAUUGUUGCUCAAGAAAAUUUGCUGAUGACAUUUUUGGAUUCAAGUCGACUUGAUGAUCUCCAAAGACUGACAAUUACAAAAUGUUGUCAUCCUUGAAAACCAAAAGCUAUUUGACACUGCCAUGUCGUUGGAAGAUAAUGUCGAGCUCUUCUCGGCACUUAAAUAUCACUGCUUCGGAUGUGGACAGUCUCGACAACUCAGGUACUAAGAUGUUACGAAUCCCACCGAGAAAAGCAAAAGUGGUUAUUUGUGGCGGUGGUGUGAUGGGAGCAGCGGUUGCAUACCAAUUGGCUAAUAGCGGAUUAGGAAGCGAAACCGUUAUCGUAGAGCAGGCAGCUAUUGGAGGAGGAACUACGUGGCGGUCAAGUGGACUGGUAGCCACCUUCAAACCGACCCAUUCGCAGGUGAAGUUAGCUCAGCAGUCCAUUGAAUUGCUGAAAAGUUUGACCGAUAAAGGCUUGCCAACUGGUUGGAAGCAGUGUGGAUCAUUGCAUUUAGCUCGGAAUCGGGAUCGAAUGACUCAUUUUCGACGAAUGAAGUCUCAAAGUGUUGGUUGGGGCAUUGAAUGUGAACUACUUACAGCAGCGCAGUGUAAAGAGAAAUGCCCUUUGUUGGAAGUGAAGGACGUGCUCGGUGGUUUUUGGAUACCACAAGAUGGUUCCAGUGAUCCGCAUCUGGUUUGCAAGUCGUUAAUUUCAGAAUCUCAGCGAAUGGGCGUCAAUGUCGUCGAAUUCAAUCCAGUAACAAAGGUUAUUCAGGAAAACGGUAAAAUAAAGGCGGUCGAAACGAAAAACGGCCGCAUCGACUGUGAAUAUUUUGUGAAUUGUUCGGGAUUUUGGGCUCGUAACAUUGGCCAACUAUCCGAUCCGAUUGUGAAAGUACCGCUACAUGCAGCCGAUCAUUACUAUUUGCACACAAAGGUCAUUGAAGGAUUGGAUCCAAUGACACCAGUUGUCCGGGAUUUAGAUGGACAGAUUUAUUUCCGCGAAAAUGAUGGACGAAUCCUGUGCGGCGGAUUUGAAUUGGAAGCCAAACCGGCAUUCGAUAGCGGAACUAUUCCCGAUUCAAUAAACGAACGAGAACAACCAGCUGACUGGGAUCAUUUCCACGUUCUAUUUGAACAGCUACUGAAACGUGUACCGAGCCUAAAAGAUGCUUCCCUGGAACGUUUGUGCAAUGGUCCCGAAGCAUUUUCACCGGAUUGUAAAUGGAUAUUAGGCGAAAGUCCUGAAAUCCAAAACUAUUUAAUUGCCGUUGGAAUGAAGACUGUCGGUAUUUCAGCCGUUGGAGGAGUGGGGCGUGCAAUAUGCGACAUUAUACUCAAAGGAUAUUCGUCUGUUGAUUUAUAUGACUUGGAUGUUUCACGUUUCUUGGGACUACAUAACAACCGGCGGUUUCUAAUGGAUCGAGUCAGAGAGGUUCCAGGUUUGCACUACGGUCUUCCAUAUCCUUUCCAGGAAUUUUCAACUGGACGCUCCCUUCGAAUGUCGCCAAUAUUCCCCGCACUUCAGUCACAAGGCGCGGUUUUCGGACAGACGAUGGGCUACGAAAGACCCAACUACUUCGACAAACAAGGCCUAAAUGAUCCGGAAAAUCUUUCCUUUCGUAUAUCGGAUACGAAAACGUUUGGCAAACCUCAUUGGUUCGACUUUGUAUCGGUUGAGUACGAUGCUUGCAGAGAAAAGGUCGGUCUUGCCGAUUACAGUUCAUUCACAAAAUUGGAUCUAUGGUCAAAGGGCGAUGAGGUUGUAGACUGCCUGCAAUAUCUAUGCUCAAAUGAUGUUGAUGUGCCAGUGGGCUCGAUUAUCCACACCGGCAUGCAGAAUCAUCACGGUGGCUACGAGAAUGAUUGCUCGUUGGCAAGAUUAGCACCGAAUCACUUUAUGAUGAUAGCGCCGACCAUUCAGCAGACGCGAUGCAGAAGCUGGAUUUUGAAAAAUUUACGUGGUGCAAGAGUGAACGUUUCGGAUGUGACGUCCAUGUACACAGCAAUUUGCGUUUUGGGUCCAUUUUCCAGAAGUUUGCUGGCCGAACUUACCGAUACGGAUCUGUCGCCGAAAAAUUUUCCAUUCUUCACUUUCAAAGAACUGGACGUAGGAUUGGCGAACGGCAUACGGGCUAUGAAUUUGACGCAUACCGGGGAACUGGGCUAUGUCCUCUACAUUCCGAAUGAAUUUGCAUUGCAUGUUUAUGGUAAAUUGUGGGAUGCGGGCCAGAAGUUUGGUAUUCAACAUGCUGGUCACUAUGCCACACGAACAUUGAGAAUUGAAAAGUUUUAUGCGUACUGGGGACAGGAUCUAGAUACAUUUACCACACCGUUGGAGUGCGGCCGCAGCUGGCGCGUCAAAUUUAACAAAAAUAUUGACUUUAUUGGACGUGAUGCACUGCUGGAGCAACGCGAAAAUGGCGUUCGUCGAAUGUACGUUCAACUUCUACUGAACGAUCACGAUCCAGACAUCGAUCUGUGGAGCUGGGGUGAUGAACCAAUCUAUCGAAAUGGUUACUACUGCGGACAGACAACAACGACCGGAUAUGGAUACACGUUUAAGAAGCAAGUGUGCCUGGGAUUUGUCAAAAACAUUGACAGAAAUGGUGUAUCGCAGAAGGUGACUAAUGAAUACGUUCUGAGCGGUGACUAUGAGGUUGAAAUAGCGGGCAUCAAAUAUCCUGCAAAAGUCAAUUUACAUUCUCCAAACUUACCAACAAAAUAUCCGGACAAAGAGCGAGAAUCGUAUCAGGCAACGCGACACAAACAGGAUGAACGUAGUUUGUUGUCGUAUCGGUGAAAAACAA